Molecule: messenger RNA, 495 nt
Organism: Leishmania major strain Friedlin
Lineage: Eukaryota; Euglenozoa; Kinetoplastea; Trypanosomatida; Trypanosomatidae
Product: putative 40S ribosomal protein S21
Exons: 1
Coding region: 1-495 (164 amino acids)
Biological process (GO): endonucleolytic cleavage in ITS1 to separate SSU-rRNA from 5.8S rRNA and LSU-rRNA from tricistronic rRNA transcript (SSU-rRNA, 5.8S rRNA, LSU-rRNA); endonucleolytic cleavage to generate mature 3'-end of SSU-rRNA from (SSU-rRNA, 5.8S rRNA, LSU-rRNA); translation
Cellular component (GO): ribosome; cytosolic small ribosomal subunit
Molecular function (GO): structural constituent of ribosome
Source: RefSeq, a predicted model, not a curated record
AUGGCCACCAUUGGUAUGUUCAACGAGGAGGGCGAGAAUGUCGACCUCUACAUCCCGCGCAAGUGCCACGCGACCACCACGCUGAUUGAGGCGCACGACCACGCCGCCGUGCAGAUCUCGAUCGCGAACGUUGGCCCGAACGGCGUGAUCAACGGCACGACGACGACGCUGUGCAUUGCUGGCUACCUGCGCUCGCAGGGCGAGUCGGACCACGCGAUCAACCACAUCACGAUCGACCGCGGCAUCAUGCGCAUCAAGACCGGCAAGCCGAAGCGCGCGUCCAAGUCGAAGUCGAAGAAGCCCGCCGCGAAGGGCGCCGCCGCUGGCGCUGCUGCCCAGAAGGGUGCCCGCCCGCCUGCCCAGAAGGGUGCUCGCCCGCCUGCCCAGAAGGGUGCCCGCCCGCCUGCCCAGAAGGGUGCUCGCCCGCCUGCCCAGAAGGGUGCUCGCCCGCCUGCCCAGAAGGGUGCCGCUCCGGCUCGCAAGAACCGCGCUUAG